GGUGAUUGGUCAUGCGCAUAGGUCUGUACAGAAACACAUGUAUGCGCAAACCUGUUUGCGGUCUGCUGAAUGGCCAUAUUACCAGGUGGGCGUGGUAAAUGGACAAACGCAUACUCAAGCGUAAAAAGACAAGCAGUUCUACAAGGCACCAAACGCAAUACGUAGAUCGACAAGCUUCAACGAUCUUCGUCCGUUUGUCGUGUAUGUAUACGGCUGUACUAUAUCACACUCUUUAACGUAAUCAAAACAUUGAUGGGCACAGCGUCAGGUGAAGAUCGAGAUUCAGUGAGUUUGAAAUGACUUUGGAGCCUCUUCAACCAUGGCAGAAGCCCUACUUGUCCUCCGAAUCAUCAAGACAAUCGUUGGUCUGAUCGGCCUUAUUGGAAACACAUUGGUGGCCACCGUUAUUUAUCGGGUGAAGUUCAUGCACACAUUGACCAAUGCUUUCAUCUGCAACCAGGCCGUGGUGGACUUCCUGGGCUCGCUCUUCCUGAUCCUGAGUAGCAACAUCGCGGUUCCUGACCCACUUCCAGACACCCUGGGCUACCACGUGGUCUGCCACCUCUGGCUGUCCAACCUCUUCCUCUGGGCUUUCUUCACCUCCUCUACCAUGAACCUGCUGUCGCUCACCUGCGAGCGCUACGUAGCCAUCGUCUACCCGUUCAAGUAUGCCACUCUGUACACCACCAAGUCCGUUACCUGCAUAAUGGUGGUCAUCUGGUUAUCGGGACUCAUUCUUGACGGGGCCUACACGGCAGCAGUGAACACCUACGCCAACGGUCAGUGUUUCUACUCCUCGGCAGUCGGCUCCCGGACACUUGGCAUUGUCUUUAUCCUGGUCAAGUUCUUCAUCCCCGCGAUCUUCAUGUUGGCUGUCUACUCGCACAUGACGGUGGAGCUCAAGCGAAGCGCCAACCGUAUCGGUGCUAUCGCCCCAACCGUGUCGGCCACCGUGAAUUCGGGCCCGGGCACUAGCGCGGGUGGGGCCCGCCCGCUCAACGCCGAAGAAUCCCUCCUCCGAGCCCGCCGCAACAUCUUCAAGACCCUCCUGAUCGUGUUCCUCACCUUCUUAGUGUGCUGGACACCGAACCAGGUUAUCUUCUUCAUGUUCAAUUUUGGCUGGAGUCUAGACUUCUCUGGGGCCAUCUACAUCAUAUCUGUCUCGCUAGUAGCCAUCAAUUCGUGCGUCAAUCCCUUCAUCUAUGCCUUCAAGUACAAGCAGUUUCGGCGAGGUUUUCUCUCCCUGAUCGGCCAGACAGACGAGGACCCGCUACGGCCCUCCGAAGCAGCCACCCGUCAGUGGAAUUUCCGAAACAGUGAGGCUACACCCUGACGUGUCGUUAUUUAGCGAUUUUCACUGGGAGUCAUCAAAACAGAUGGAUUGAAAGAAUCACUGACAGUCACAUUAGUACUCCGACAGGCAACCUUCCUAUCGCAAUGCCGGCUCCGUCUGGUUUGUACUUUACAGGCACUGCAAAUCAACUGACAUCUACUCGAGAAUGACUCAAAGGAGAACGCUCUUGAUAAACAGAAAUUAACUCAAAACAAGUAACACUGUCGUCUCAAUAUACCCCGAAUGGGAUAGUACGUUGUUACCCUCAUUGGACUUCUUACACAUACACCGUCUUGGAUGUAAAUGUAGAUCUGCUUAAUUUUGUCGGAUAACUUUUAACUUUAUUUCAUUAAUUUAAUAAGGUAAGUACUUCGCUUUAAUUUAGUAGUAGCCUAUAGUACACCAACCUUUACUUAAAACAAUCUACACACAUAUACGCACUGAACGCAACAAAUUAUGAUGAUCAUCUAUACGUACUUAGUUAUAUCUCUCCAACUACUACAGCACGGCCAUAGCUUUUAAAUUGAUAAAGUUCACCUCCCAUUUUCCUGCAUAUAGAAAUCCAAGAAACGUCGUGACAUCAAGACGAUGCCACUCUGAAUGUUUUCGAUAAAUGACAGAAUGAACAUUUUUCUUUUCGGUGAUGAAGACUGAUUUAAAGCACUGUCAUGUUGAAUAUAGAUGUUCUCACAUCUUUUCCGUCAUGGCAAAUUUCGCUGCGAAUUUUUCUAGACUUCAUGCAGGCUUCUAGAAAAUAAAAUCUGAUUUCUGUCAGGUGAUUGUCCAAAUGUUAGAUGGCCUAUGGAGUGAAUAAAGCUGUAAGCAAAUGCCAUUCGGAAAAAUACUGAGAAACCUAUUAUUUGGAAAAGCGUUGAAUGAUGCAAAAUACUAACUCAGACUAAUGUAUGAAUAGUUAGUUACUUUGUUGCUGUUUUUGAAAUUGUUUACGCAGAAAAUAACUAUUCGUUCAACUCGGAAAAAUGAGGCUGCGUUUAAUCUAGGAAUAAAGGGUAAUCAAAGUCACAAUAUCUCAAGACUGUAUCUUGCUAUUGAUUGCUAUUGAUUACUAAAUAAUUAUGCCAAGUUCUAUUGCCUUUUACAAUAUAUAGUUUUGAAAGUCCAAGAGUAUCCAUAAUUUUACAAUGGCAUCUCAUAAUUAUGUGUGGCAAACACAACAUUGUGUUAAAGUGGCUGCGUAUUUAUGUUGAAGCAUUUUAUUGUACCGCGUUACCGCUCUGUUGCCACGCUGAGGAAGUGGUGUGGCUUUGUAUCAAUGAAUAGUCUUUGUGAACAUUGUAGCGGGAUUUAGUAAAAAUGUGACAAAUAACCUUGGAAGAGAAACGGACGUCAUUGCGAGUGGGUUAAUAAUAGUGGGUGAGAAAUGGCAAGUACAUCCAUGAAAUCAUCUUUGGCUUCUAUAACACUUCCAAUUCUGUCAGUACAACGACAACAGUGGUUACUCUUGAGGAAAA
Messenger RNA from Acanthaster planci (crown-of-thorns starfish), 2805 nucleotides. Its product is annotated as pyroglutamylated RF-amide peptide receptor-like. Lineage: Eukaryota; Metazoa; Echinodermata; Asteroidea; Valvatida; Acanthasteridae. Gene Ontology annotation, biological process: G protein-coupled receptor signaling pathway. The record is from RefSeq and is a predicted model, not a curated record. Gene Ontology annotation, cellular component: membrane. Gene Ontology annotation, molecular function: G protein-coupled receptor activity.